CGACGACCUCCGCGAACGUAAAAAAAAAUAAUCAGGGCCAUCUCCAUUCUCAACCCCCCCCACAUCUAAACAUCGCCAAGACUGUUUGCCAUUCGAGGUAAACAGAUCCCACUCUUCUUUUCUCUCAUAGACCUUGACUCCGGUGAGCCCGCUCUCAAGCCCCUCGCGCGACAGAUUCGCGAACGAGGUUCGUGUCACGGAACCACCCACCGCCAACGACCAACAUCCAACUCAAGAAGGACAAGCUGAGAUUCGGUAUUUGGAAACCCAAGGAAUCAUACGCGGUGAUCGCAACGCAUCUUCACCGUGGCCUCUGCCUGCGCGAGAUAUUGGACACUCCGCCUUCGACCAGGUCUUUCACGCGGUUGGCACUCGAGCACAUUCGGUCAUCGAUCGUGACCGUCUCGCCAGUAUACAGAUCCCUUCAUCGAAGUUUGUUAAGCCCGCCGAGACCCGUGGAGUCGUAUUGUGUAUGAAAGAGCGCCAGGUUCGAGGAUCGUCGUUGAUCUGAGGGAAGGUGUUCACGCUUUCUCGGUGCCCGCAAAUCUUCGAGCUUCAAGCCACACGUGAGCACGGGAUUUAAGCCAGCCGUAGCAUGUCCAAACGCGUGGCUGAAGGUCUCCAAGGGGGUUCAGAUAGAAUGCACGAAUUCGGCAUGAUGGGCACACCUGAAGAGAAGCCCCAACGGGCGACGGCCGCUCAGCUGGCCAACAGAAAGAUCAAAGAGAUUCGCAAGCGUCCUCGUGGAACAACCCCGACCGGCGGAGCUGGCGAACCAUCCGGCGCAUUCUCACAAAUCUCGUCUGCUCCAGCUCCCUCAUUUCCAGCGCCUACAAAUCAGUCAAGUGGCUUUAGCUUCGGUCAAAGUCAAAGCUUCCCCGGAGCUACCGCAACACCCAGCCAGCCCACUCAAGGAGACUCUGCCCCGUUCUCCUUUGGCGGGAGUAGCUCAACGUCAUUCAACUUCUCCGGUGGAUUUGGAGCCCCUGCAAGCAACCCAUUUGCGAACAACAGUUUUAAUGCCGGGAAUUCUGCCCCUGCUCAACCAAGCUCCACUACGGGGUCUGUAAGCUUCGGCGGAUUUGGAUCUCAACCCGCCAAUCAAUCCACCUCUCAGCCAGCCUUUUCGUUUGGCGCACCGCAAAAUGCGAGCAGCUCAGUAACCACCGGCCUGUUUGGGCAAUCAGCAACCCCCAAACCCACCGGAAAUACUGUUGCAGAUUCUAUGCAGAUGUCUCCUGAUGCUAAACCUAAGAAUCCCUUUGCUGCGUCUUCCUCCCUCCCGAGUAAGAACAUCUUCGGUGACUCGGGUGCCUCGAACAUCUUUUCGUCGAAGCCUGCUGCACCAGUCAGCAAUCCAUUCGGCGGUCUGAGCUUGCCUGCUGCUACUGAGAAGCCCUCAAGUGACAAGCCAGAAGCCUUCGCGGCCAAGCCUGCCUUUGCCAGUCAGGCACCCACCGCUGCCUUUGGGUCCCUAUUUGGAGCCACGUCUGCCACUUCCACCCCGUCAGAGCCUGAGAAGCCUGCUACAAACAAUCUCUUUGCUCCCAAAGCAGCCGCUCCAGCUGCUCCCUCCAGCAACCCGUUCAUGUUCUCCAAGCCCGCAGCCCCAGAACCUGAAAAAGCGGUCGCCACUGAAGUUGCAUCCAACAACAUAUUUUCGCCGAAACCUAGUGCUGGGCCAUCUAGCGCAGGCAAUAUCUUCGCUCCCAAGCCUGCAGAGCAGACUUCAACACCCAAUUUCUUUACCCCUAAAGCUCCUACGAACGACGCAAUCUCUACCACUCCAGCUUCGCAGCCAUUCGAGAACCUCUUCAAAUCGACAGCCACAUCGAAGCCUGCCACUGAACAGGCUCCAACGAGCAAUAUGUUCGCGGCAAAGCCGGCCACGGCGCAAACUUCCCAAGAGCCUGCGGCGCCUGGAUCCUUUAAUUCUCUGUUUGGAGGAACCUCUAAAUCUGCCACGAUCAAGCCUUUCGGAAACAAUGUCGCCGGUUUGUCUACCAUCGAGAACCCAGCUCAAGCGGUUGCAGCGACGCCGAGCCUAUUUGCACCCAAACCCGCGACAGAGCAGGCUUCUGACAAGCCCAUCGAAGCUCCGCAACCAUUCAAGAACCUAUUCGGUACCUCCUCGACAACUUCCAAGCCAGCUGAGCCUGCGACAGAGCAACCUGCGCCGAGCCCUACUAAACCAUUUGCCAACCUACUCGGUGGUCAAACUACGGCUCCUCAAGCUACUCCGGCGAAGGCCGCGGUGACACCUUCUGGCAUUGCUAGCGUCCAGAAACAUGAACCAGCAAUGCCGAAGCUAAAUGUUCCUCCUGGCACAAGAAAGGAUAUCGCAGAGAAUGCCGAGUUGUUGUGGAAGAUUCGAGGAUUGGAUACACACUUCAAGCAAGAAGUCAUGAAGUACCAACCUGGAACGGACAGUUUCGAUAAUCUGAUCCUCUUUUACAUCAGGGUUCGGAACGGCAUGGGUGCGCCGAUCAAGGGUGCCCCCGAGCUACAGCCGAAGAAGGCGGCUGAGACGUCUGUUCAUGUCGACGGCCCCAACGGCUCGACUACAUCUAGCGUGUUUGCCAAAUCUUUCUCCUCGCCGAGCCCCAGCCCAGCUCAGCCGGUGGCUGUGUCAACUCCGACCCAGAGCGCUACGGGUAAUUUGUUUGCUAAAUCAAUGUCAAAUGGCAGUGCCGCCUCUCCAGCACCCGUUGCUUCUCCUGCACCCAAGCCGGCGGGUAACAUGUUUGGGCAGCCAGCUUCCCCUGCGCCAGCCGCUUCACCUGCUCCCAAAUUGGCAGGUAACAUGUUCGCGCAGUCGGCCUCCGCAGCCCCCGCUGCUUCUCCUGCCCCGAAGUUGGCAAGCAAUCCAUUCGCGCAGUCCGCUUCUGCAAAGGCCCCGAACGGCUCUGCAGCUCCUGCUCCUCCUAAAUUUGGGAAUAGCGUUGGUACCGUGGAUUUCAUGGCACAGUUCAAGCAAAAGGCAGAGAAAUCCAUGGCUGAGGAGAAGGCCAAACGCAAGGCAGAAGACUUCGAUUCAGAUGAAGACGACGAAGAAGAGUGGGAACGCCGUGAUGCUGAGCAACAGCGUGAAAAGCGCGCGAAGCUCGAAGCUAGCAGUAAGAAGAAGUCUGUUUUUAGGAACGGGAAGUUCGAGUGGGUUGAUGUCGAUGAGCCUGCUUCGACGGAGUCCGACCGCAAUGCUGUCAAGCCCGCCGAUAAACCGGCUGCUAGCUCUCUGUUUGUUCCCGGCGACACUGCCGUUUUCAGUGCUCCCUCUCCUGCAUCCUCCACUGGUUCCAUCUUUGAAUCCUCUAGCCGGCCUUUGCCCGCAUCUGAGAACAUCUUUGGCCGUCUUACCCCGAAGCCGAGCGACGCUGACAAGGACAGCGAUGAGUCUGGUGACGAGGGCAAGGCUUCUUUUUCCAAGCGCCCUGCCGAAGAAGACGCCAGCACGGAUGACGAUUUUGUAUCUGCCCUCCGCAACUCCAAGCGGACCAAGCCCUCAGAACAAACUGAUGCCGCCAAGUCUAGCCUAGACACGCCUCUUCCGGCGCCGACUGCCGCUGCUGGUCGCAGUCUGUUUGAUCGGAUCCAAUCUCCUGCCCCUACCUCUACUCCCCAGAAGGAGACUUCUACAUCUACAUCGAGCCUCUUCUCGGCUAGCUUCGGUCAGUCGACUUCCUUUGGCAAGUCCAUCUCCUUUGGUCAAAACAACGCCACACCAGCUGCGGAUAAGACCUGGAAGCCUACCUCACCGAUUAAGUUUUCCACUGAUUCCGCUCUGUCCGCCACUUCGGCUCCUCCGUCGACUUUGGCCUCUACUCAGCCCUCCAGCGGGGUUAAUUCUGGAGAUGCCACCCCUGAUGAGGAGCCUGCCCCCGGCGAGGUUUUUGACAUGUCCCAGGCCAAUGCGGGCGAGGAAGAUGAAACCUUGGUCUUUGAAUGCCGCGCUCGUGCCUUCAAGCUGACCACCGGCUGGACCUCCCAGGGUACGGGCAUUGCCCGUCUGCUCAAGCACCCCGAGACCGGGCGUGCCCGUAUCGUGCUCCGUGCCGAUCCCGGUGGCAACGUCAUCCUGAACACGUUCCUGAAGAAGGAGUUUGACUAUGCUCGCCAGGCCAAUAGCGUUCAAUUCCUGGUGCCUCAGGCCGACAGCGAGCAGCCCGAACAUUGGGCCGUUCGUGUCAAUGCGAAUUCCAUUGAAGAGCUCUACAGCAAGAUCCAAGAGAUCAAGAACUAAGGACAUUUUCGAGAAAGAGAAAGAGAUGAUGAUGAUAUGCAAAAAGAAGAGGAAUGAAAUAUUUUCUCUUACUGUGUUUUCUGUGUUACGGGUCGGGUUGCGGAUUUGUUUCUCAUUUAUUGCAUGUACGAUAUCAAAGUUGGCCGGAGUUGUUUUGAGUUCGUCUUUUCUACCUGCAUUUCUUAUCGACAUAUUACAUCCGGCGAGGAUUAUGCAUUUUAGGCCAUCUUUGUGAAUGAAGAGUUUCCGCACCCAUUGUGAUCUGUAAUGUGAAGUUUGUAGGGUGAAUCUUGUCCAGCGUAGUCGUCUGGCAACGAGGAUCGAGCGCUUGAAGUCGAGAGGUUCGUGCUGCCAUCGCCUAAAGAAUGAAAAACUACACGUUACGGUGAAGCCGAAGAAGAGAUAAGUUGAGCAAGAAGGUAUUUUGAUUUUAAAAAGCCCCGACCAGAACCCCAGUUGAAUAUGGAAUCAUAGAAGCGACAACACCGGUGGGAUUACAGAACCCAUUUACGCGUCAUCGACGGUAGCGGUGUGCAGACCCUUGGGGUUCUUGACGUUGACAGCCUGGACGUGGGAGUACAGACGCUCCUUGGCACCCUCCUCGUCGUUACGCUUGCGGGAGAUGCGGAUGCGGAGACGGAAGGGAACGCCCUUGAUACCAGCCUCCCAGACCUUCUUGUUCAGGGCGGGGUCGACACGGACAUCCUUGGUGCCCUGUAGAAAGAGAGUGAGGUUAGCAUGACCCCAAAGAGAACAUGACGAGAAUAAGACAGGGUGUUGAAUUUGACUUACCAUAGCCUGCUCGGCGAAAGCACGGAUCUCCUUGAUAGCACGGGGAGCACGCUUCUUGAAGCUGACACCGUGGCACUAUAACCAUUGAAAGAAGGUUGCAAUUAGUCUUCCGUCCGAAUGCCAUCUGGUAGAGAUCGAGUCCCUGCGAGAGAAUUUCUGGUUCGGCCAUAGAGGUGGACUUCAUAAAACUAAUUUCUUCUUCUUGUCGGCCAUGCCAUGACGACCGGGAGGGGCAAACGCUGCUCUUCCAUUCCUCUGAAGGGUACUCAUGACACCCUCCUUUGGAAAGAAAAGUCGAGUUUCCCUUCCCGGUUGUCAAGCCUGUCGAAUCUUGAAUUUUUUUCGAGAAAGAUGCGGUGGUGUGGUUGGAAGGGUGGUUUCAAAAGGAAGGGUCGGAACAUUUUUCAAUGUCCAAUUCCCUUUUUCGCACCCAAGUGCGCACACACACUAAUUUUCCUCAUAGAAGAAACUCCGUAUUUCAAGAGAGUGUGUUCUCUGUCCAUUUGUACCUCCACAGAUUCUUCGCAGAAUCCAUUUAUCUCGCGAGUAAGGGGGAUAGUCUCGAGGGGGAUUUUUCAGCUUCAACAUACCCGCUUGUGGAGGUUGAUGGUGUACUCGCGAGACACCACGUCGGAGAUAGCCGAGCGGGUCUUCUUGCCGGUGUUUGCGGAGGACAUUUCUGGACGUUGUCAAUGGGGAAUUCGGGAGAUUGAAUAGGUGGUGUGAGAGACUGACUGUUGGAUGGGGUGGUCGGCGACUGUGGGCGAAAGUUGUCGAUGGGGAGAGAAAUUCAAAAUUGUGGCCGGCGGGUGAAGUUCGUGUGGGCCGACGGG
Molecule: messenger RNA, 5865 nt
Organism: Penicillium brasilianum
Lineage: Eukaryota; Fungi; Ascomycota; Eurotiomycetes; Eurotiales; Aspergillaceae
Source: the annotation of a GenBank genome assembly